Carassius carassius (crucian carp) is the source of this 1954-nucleotide messenger RNA. RefSeq names its product brain-specific angiogenesis inhibitor 1-associated protein 2-like. The record is from RefSeq and is a predicted model, not a curated record. The transcript has 15 exons. NCBI's taxonomy places the organism in Eukaryota, Metazoa, Chordata, Actinopteri, Cypriniformes, Cyprinidae. Gene Ontology annotation, biological process: positive regulation of actin filament polymerization; actin crosslink formation; actin filament bundle assembly. The coding region runs from base 180 to 1889 and encodes 569 amino acids. Gene Ontology annotation, molecular function: protein binding; cytoskeletal adaptor activity. Gene Ontology annotation, cellular component: nucleoplasm; cytosol.
GAGGGGUUUACUGGGUCACACAGCCCGACUACCCCCAACACUGAAGAAGAAGGGACAGUCAGAGGAAGACUAACACCAGACAAAGCGCCGAGGAAACCAUGAACACUGGGAAGCUGUGUGUGCUGUGACUUCCUGACGUCUAGAAGUGAGGAAUACUGAUCUGGAGAGAGAUCAGCACAAUGUCACGGUCAGAUGAGAUCAACAAAAUGACAGAAAAUGUCUACAAGGGCAUUCUGGACCAGUUCAACCCCAGUCUGAAGAAUUUUGUCACCAUGGGCAAACACUAUGAAAAGGCUCUGACAGGUGUCACAGUAGCAGCAAAGGGUUAUUUUGAUGCUCUGGUCAAACUAGGCGAGCUGGCCAGUGACAGCCAGGGCUCGAAAGAACUGGGCGAUACGCUGUUCCAGAUGGCAGAGGUUCAUCGGCAGAUCCAGGUCCAACUCGAGGAUGUGCUGAAGCUGUUUCAUUCAGAGCUGCUGUCUCAGCUCGAGCAGAAACUGGAGCUAGACAUCAAAUAUCUGACCGGGACGUUGAAGAAGUACCAGAGUGAGAGGAAGUCCAAGGUGGAGUCUAUUGAGCGCUGCCAGUCACAGCUGAAGAAGCUGCGGAGGAAGAGCCAAGCCAGCCGCCAUCCCAACAAAUAUGGAGACAGAGAGAUGCAGUAUGUGGAGCUGAUGAGUCGCCGGCAGGGGGAGCUGGACUCGCUGGUGGCCGUUGGGUAUCGCUCCGCUCUGACAGAAGAAAGAAGACGCUAUUGCUUUCUGGUGGACCGUCAGUGUUCAGUCACCAAGAUCCUCACCAACUACCACUGCAAGGUGAGAGAGCUGUUGUCUCAGAAGUUGUCAUCGUGGCAGCAGUCAUGUGCUCAGCCAACCAAGCUCCCGGAGCGAGCGCUGAACCUGCUGCGUCACACCGCCCCCCAGAGCUCUGGAGGAGCAGGACUCGCCGAGGUCCUGCGCAACGCCAAACUGGGCAUCACUCAACCCACAGAACAGAGGCUUUCUGUACAGGAAGUCCCUCCUCUGUUGAACGGUGACAGCAGCAGUCGUCCUCCUCCGCAGCAGCAGAACCCCUCUAGUAAUGGACACACCCACUCCAGCUCUUCAGCCAGCACCGCCCACUCCCAGCCAGCAGUGGGCGUGUCUGGGUGUCAGUCCCCUCCCACUGUUAGCCACACCCCCAGCUCCACCCACAGCGCCCCUCUGACCCGAGCGCUGUCCAGCUGUCCUGCUGCUCCUGACCUCUACUCCACCUCCACACUGCCUCUGCCCAGGAGACAGUCCAGCGACACUCGCCAGGGACUCAUGGGCUGGACUCUCCCCCGUGUGCUCCCUCUCUGUGCUCCGUCCCGUGUGGAGGCUCUGUUCCCUCACUCCCCAGACUCCUGCGAGGGACAGAAGCCCGGAGACCGAGGAGGAAGCUCAUGCCUGCUGUCCUUCCUGCCUGGAGACGCUCUGUCCCUGCUGAUCAGUGAGCCCAGAGACGGCUGGCACUACGGCCAGAACGAGCGCACGGGACGAAAAGGCUGGUUUCCCUUCUCCUUCACUCAGCCUUUCCCCGGCUCUCCCGGACAGGAGCUCAGUCCUCCGGUCCUGUCGAAGGUGAACAGCAGCAGUAUGGGACAGCUGGACAGGCUUCCCCCCGCGGGUCAGACGCUGCAGGUCAGUCCUGACUCUGAGGACGAGACCAGCGUUAUAUCCCAGCGCAUCAGCACCUUCAGACCGCGACCCUACAGCAUGAUGAACCCCGAGAGCAGCAGAACGAGGAUGUCGACUGACUUCACCUCUCCACCUCCACCACCCAGCAGGAUCAACCCGUUCGCUCACAUUCGGCUCAAGAAGACGGUGACCAACGACCGCUCCGCCCCUCUGAUACAGCAGAGCCUUUGAUUGACAGCCGCACAUGCUCCUGUUAAAGCUUCAGGAACAGCCCAGUACACACAAAACCAUUAUGA